AUGUGGAAGCAGUUUAGUUUACGCGGCAGCUUCAAAUGGUACGAUGUGUUGAGUGAACUCCUGACUGCCUACAACAGUCGCAAGCAUCGUACUAUCGGUAUGGAGCCUAAGGAUGUGACGGCUGCCAAUGUCGAGCUAGUCAUGAAAAAGUUUGCAUAUGAGGUAGUAGCAGCAAUGCAGCAGCAGCAGAAACCAAAGUUCAAAGUCAAUGACAAAGUCCGAGUAAACAAAGCAAAAAAUUUGUUCGAAAAAGGCUAUACGGCCAACUGGUCGACCGAGAUAUUUACUAUCUCUCGAGUCAGACGCACGAAGCCAGUGACUUAUGAACUAAGAGACUUGUGCGAUGAGCCUAUCGUUGGCUGCUUUGACGAGCAAGAACUCUCAAAUACGGCCCAUUCGGAUGUCUAUCUCGUCGAGAGGGUCUUGAAGAGACGAGGUGAGGAGGUAUUUGUAAAGUAG
Nasonia vitripennis (jewel wasp) is the source of this 459-nucleotide messenger RNA. RefSeq lists its product as uncharacterized. The record is from RefSeq and is a predicted model, not a curated record. The coding region runs from base 1 to 459 and encodes 152 amino acids. The transcript has a single exon. NCBI's taxonomy places the organism in Eukaryota, Metazoa, Arthropoda, Insecta, Hymenoptera, Pteromalidae.